Anarrhichthys ocellatus (wolf-eel) is the source of this 2367-nucleotide messenger RNA. It is a transcript of the gene rbm14a, whose product is annotated as RNA binding motif protein 14a. Gene Ontology annotation, cellular component: nucleus. NCBI's taxonomy places the organism in Eukaryota, Metazoa, Chordata, Actinopteri, Perciformes, Anarhichadidae. Gene Ontology annotation, molecular function: mRNA binding. Bases 71 to 1696 code for a protein of 541 amino acids. The record is from RefSeq and is a predicted model, not a curated record. The transcript has 8 exons.
GAAACCGGAAACGGAUGUGACGUCUGAAAUACAGCUCCAGGACCGCGUUGGAUGCCUGUGUGAUACAGAGAUGAGCGGUGAGAACGUGAAGUUGUUUGUCGGGAACCUUCCUUUAGAUGCAACUCACGACGAGUUGACGAAGCUCUUUUCUCCAUAUGGAGAGAUCAACACCUGCUCUUUGCUCAGACAGUACGCCUUCGUUACCCUGAAGGGAGAGGGGGCAGCAGACAGGGCCAUACGACAUCUUGAUGGUAAAGAGUACAGAGGCCGGCCUUUGGUGGUCGAGGAGUCCCGUGCACGCCCACCCAACUCCACUAAAGUGUUUGUGGGGAACCUCGCCGCGACAUGUUCAGCAGAUGACCUGCACGGUUUGUUCUCAACCUUUGGAAGAGUUUUAGACUGCGACAAAGUCAAAGCCAGAUUAUGCUCAAAUGUCGGCUAUGCGUUUGUGCAUAUGGAGAGGAAGGAGGAGGCCCUGGUGGCUAUUGACGCACUCAACGGGACCAUGUACAAGGGCCGUCAGUUGGCCGUAGAGCUGUCCAAAGCCCAACCUUUGAUCAACCAGAUUGCAAUGGCUGGAAAUUCAAACCACGGUGGUGUAACAGGUGGCAGGGAGGGUCUUCUUCCGCGACCACCUCCAUCACUAGAGCACCAUCAGAGUCAAGCAGCCGUGCUAGCAGCAGCUGCAGCAGCAGCGGCUGGACUACCCAUACAAGUUCAACAAAGUGUCCAUAACUCAUUCUACAACACCACCUCCUUUGACCCCACCUACGCUGCUUUGAAGGGCAUUACGAGUGCUAAAGGUGCAGAUGGGGUGAUAUACGGUGCUCUAGCCAGCCAGGUAUAUGGGACUGUUGCUGACCAGGUGUAUCAAGAUAUGGCUAAUCACAAUACUGCAGCUGUUGCCACUGUUGAAGAAGUAGAUUCACAAAGCGGACCAGAUCCGACAACGCUUUUCGAGGCAGCGAGAGCCAAGUUCUUUCAGGAGGGACAGAAGGUUCUGGCAGAGCAGCAGGCAGGGAGAAAGGCAGUGUCUGCCGACAGUGAGCGAGACCGCAGUCCAAUCAGAGGAAACCGGGCCCCCCUCCUCCCUGACCCGGUUCCAGGUUCCUUCGGUCAGGUACGACCGAAGCGCCGCGCCCUGCUGCCGACGCCACCUGGAGGACCCGAAGACGCCCCAGCUGCCACCAACACACCUGAAGGGUCAGAUCCUGUUGCUAGGUCUUACACAGAGUACUACCAGCAAAUGCAUCAAUACCAACAGUAUCAACAGUACCAGCAGCAGUACCAGUACCUCCAGUAUGCCUACACCAAUCCUCCUCCUCCUCCCCCGCCUCCACCAGCCACCACACAGGCACAGGCCUCCACCACAGCGCCCCCGGGGACAUACUCGGCGCCCCCGACGUAUGCAGCACCGGGAGCCUACGCGCCGCCAGGAACGUACGAUGCGGCAGGAAGUUACAACGCCUCAUCCGGGAGCUACAAUGCUACAUCUGGGAACUACGACGCCUCGUCAGGAAGCUAUGACGCGUCUGGAGGCUAUGGGGCACCCGGAGCAUAUGAUUCAUCGGGAGCUUACGCAGCAGCGGGAAGCUACUCCGCAUCCACACCGUAUGAGCAGACACCCGCACACGGGCAACCCAUGCCCCAGCGCCAUGAUUACCCUUACCACACGCCAGAACCCCCUUAUCGAUAGUCCCACCCCCACACACUCCUUCCACACUGCAAAUGUGUGCGUGUGCAUGUGUAUUUACAUAAGGGACAGUGUAAACCAGUGAGGGAGCAAGGUUGUAAUUCGAAUGUAAUUCAAGUCUGACGCAUUUCCCCCUUUUUUCUCCAUCCUAACCUAGUUUCUAACUAGCUUGCCCGUCGGUUGAUGCCUGUGUGGCGUAGUGGGACAGUUCAUUUUGUGAUGGUGUCAUGCGUUCACAGUUUGUGUUCGACAAUGUGAGGCACAGCUGGUUGGAUGUUCAAAGAGGCUUAAAUGUUUCUUGGGACAAAGUUGUACUCCGAGGCCAGGGUAGGAUAUCGUAGGAGAAGCUUUUUGUUUGUACUGAAUCGAGGCCUUUUAUAUACUCUACAUAAACGUGCAGGAACAUAAGCAGUCCAAAUCACACAUUUCAAAUGUAAUACGCUGAUAAAUUACUAAAUAGCUAUAAAAACAUACUCCAAUUAUUUAAACAAAAAGAAUAUUAUCCAUCGGCCUUUCUGGCCUCUCUACAAGAUGCAUCAGGCUUGCCGUAUUCUUUUAAAACUCAUUUUUCAGAGGUCCACGUGUCCUUAUAACAAUUUUAUAAUAUAAAUCCAAACGCACGCACUAGUGUUGGCGUAGGAACAUCCUGUGUGGAGUAUGUAACAGGCCUCUGU